Helianthus annuus (common sunflower) is the source of this 1242-nucleotide messenger RNA. RefSeq names its product peroxidase 64. Gene Ontology annotation, biological process: response to oxidative stress; hydrogen peroxide catabolic process. Gene Ontology annotation, molecular function: heme binding; peroxidase activity. The transcript has 4 exons. Lineage: Eukaryota; Viridiplantae; Streptophyta; Magnoliopsida; Asterales; Asteraceae. Gene Ontology annotation, cellular component: plasmodesma; plant-type cell wall. The record is from RefSeq and is a predicted model, not a curated record. Bases 106 to 1068 code for a protein of 320 amino acids.
ACAUAAGAACUCACCUUUUUCUUCCAUACAAAUACUUGGACCUUCUCUCAAUCUCCAUCACAACAAGAAACUGCUACUUGUGUUUAACUGUUUACAUUUUAAAAAAUGGCAUCAUGCAAUAACUCUUCACUUAUUAUUGGGUUUCUUGUGCUUGCAUUAGUCCAUUUUAACAGGAUUAACGCACUUAGUUCUAACUACUAUGAUCAAACAUGUCCCAUGGUUGAAUCAACGGUCACAAGCUCCGUGAAGAAAGCUAUGUUGAAUGAUCGAACAGUUCCUGCUGCACUCCUGAGAAUGCACUUCCAUGAUUGCUUCAUUAGGGGAUGUGAUGGUUCUGUGUUGUUGAACUCAACCGCUAACAACCAAGCUGAGAAAGACGGGCCUCCGAACAUAUCUCUUCAUGCAUUUUACGUCAUCGAUCACGCAAAGAAAGCAUUAGAGGCUGUGUGCCCUGGUACUGUUUCAUGUGCUGACAUUGUAGCUUUAGCAGCAAGAGAUGCAGUUCAUCUUUCCGGAGGUCCCACUUGGGUUGUGCCAAAAGGGCGAAAAGAUGGUCGGAUUUCAAGAGCAUCUGAAACUAGACAAUUGGCAGCUCCCACCUCCAACAUAUCUCAACUCCAACAAAGUUUUUCGCAACGAGGUCUUUCCAUGGAAGACUUAGUUGCACUUUCAGGAGGACAUACUCUCGGGUUUGCUCAUUGCUCCUCAUUCCAAAACAGGAUCCACAACUUUGCAACCACACAAGACGUUGAUCCAUCAAUGCACAAAUCUUUUGCAGCCAGUUUACGCAGUGUGUGCCCAAUGCAUAAUAAGGUGAGAAGUGCUGGUGCAAACUUGGAUUCAACCCCUACCACCUUUGACAAUAGAUAUUAUAAGUUACUUCUUGAAGGGAAGAGUAUCUUCACUUCUGAUCAAGCCUUACUUACCAACCCAACAACCAACACAUUGGUUAAGAAGUUUGCGAAUUCACGUGAAGAAUUUGAGAAAGCAUUUGUAGAAUCCAUGAUCAAGAUGAGCAGCAUAACCGGUGGCCAGGAGGUUAGGCUAAAUUGUAGGUUCGUGAAUUGAUUCCGUGAUCUUUAUCAUUCUUAUUUCGUUUGUGUUCUUUAGUGUUUUAGUUUCAUUUUUCUAAGGUUUCGAAACUGAGAUCUGUUGUAAAUGUGUGAAUGUGUGUUGCACUUUAUGUAUUGUUUUUGGAUUGUGUAAAGCAUCAUUGAGUCUUAAGAUAAGUUUCUUGUUUAA